UAGAAGAAGGUCACGGGCCAGUAGAGGAUCGCGGAAUUCUUCUAGCAGCAGCAGUUCGCGAUCCGAAGACGGAUCCUCAUAACCAUCAUUUGCUAGACGAUUCUCCACGCACCAGACUCAAAGUUCUUCUCCGCCACCACCGCUACCACAACGCCGGUCUCCUGCCGCCCCCGCACCACGACAACUCUUCUUCUUCGCUUAUUUCUCCGUCGUUGCUUGCCUUAUUUUCAACUACAUCGUUCAUCUUCUCCAUAUCAUCGAUGCGAUUGAAAUCGACUCGCGGUGCAUAUUUAGGCGUCGUCCUCAGUGACCGUGCCUCUGUUGGUUCUGUCUUCUGCGACGGAGCGUCAUCGGUGCUAGAUCAGCCGCCCUUGAUGGAUUUGGUGCGGUUGUAGUAUGAGUAGGGUUUUGGGCGAAAUGACCUCAAAGUGAGGCUGGGACAGGACAUGGGGCGGAGGUGGGGCUGGGAGAGCAGGUGUUAAGGCUAAGGGCAGCCGACCAGGUCAAGGGCAGUUGUGGAGUCGCCGGAUUUGUGGGGUGGUGAUGAGACAAGGGCGGUGUGGACGACUGUGAUGGGAUGGCGGAGUGGGGGGGUGCUUGGGUUACCGGUGGAGUCAAAUGACAGGGUGGCAGUUCUGGCCGACGAUGGUGCUCAGUGGCAUCAACCGCGGUGGUGGCUGACAGUGGGGGAGGUGGCUUGCGGUGAUAUAUUGUCGGAGUAACGUUAAAGGUGUCAUUGUGGAUGUGUAAUUGCGGAUAUGUCACUGUAUCCGGCGCGGUAGUCGACAGUGAUGGCCGGCGGUGGUGGUUGGUGGUCAUUGCAACGAUUGUCAUUGUGUUGGGUGUCAUUGUAUAGGAUGUCACUGUAACGAAUCUUGUAAGUUUGGUAACUAUAAGAAAAAAUCACUUCAAAUUAGGGUUAAAUUAGUAAGCUUAGGGCUUAUUGAUCACAUUUCUGUAAUUUUUUUAAAAAAUGUCAAUUUUUGUCAUUUAUCUAAUUUCUGGUAAUAUUGAGGUCAAAA
Cuscuta epithymum is the source of this 1022-nucleotide messenger RNA. The record is from the annotation of a GenBank genome assembly. NCBI's taxonomy places the organism in Eukaryota, Viridiplantae, Streptophyta, Magnoliopsida, Solanales, Convolvulaceae.